GGUCUGCGGAGGAGAAGACUCAGUGUCUCAGAAGUUUGACUGUAAAUAUGUAUAUUUAACUUUGUACAGACAAUGUACUUACCUUGUAUAGAAAAAUAAUUUAAACGCAUUGAGUGAAGGGAGAAAAAGAAAGGCAGUUGUCAGAGGUUGGGAUUUUAUUCCACUUUUAUUUAAACGAUGGAAUUCCGUGUGUGUUCAUAUAAAGAGUUUUAGCACAAAAUAUCCACCAUGAAAGAGUUUCAGAUAUGACACAAAGCACCACUGUCUCUUUUCAAUAGGAGAUACCAUUAAUCCUGCAUCUUAUUUAUGUUUUUUUUCUGCUUUGGUUGUUUCUUCCAGUUAUUCGCAGCAAUACGUAGGCCUGUUGCUAGGAUUGGAUAGCACCAAAUUAAUCUCUCCAGCAAAGUAACACAAUAAUACUGACUGUAUAUAACCUACUCAUUUAAAGGUUUAUUUUCUGUUCUCGCUCUUGCCAUUGUAAGUUACACACACACACACACACACACACACACAGAUCACAACUUAUUUUUGUGUUGAUUUUUUUUUCCUUAUUGCAGUGGAUUACUAUUUGGCAAUUAAUAAAUGGAAGUAUUGAAUUACUGUUGUGUUUGUUGUACACAUUAUUAAAUAAAGCCUGUUCCUGCUAUUCCUGUAGCAAUGCACGUUUGUACCAGUGCUCUCUGUGGCUCUCAGUGGCUGUGGCCAUUCUGAGCUGUAGACAUCUGCCAUCCUGUGCUUCCAGAUCCUGCUCUCACCUUGGCUUUACCUCACCAGGGCUCUCUUAUAAGCCAGGCAGACUGUGGCUCUUCCUUGAAGAAAAUAAGGUGUAAAUGCAGAGGAAAAAAGGAUUUUACACCCAGAUCCCUCAAUAACAUGAGGUCAGGGUGCAGAACUGGCAGCUCAGUAGCACACCUGAGCCCACUGUUUUGCAAAGGUAAAACGAUGCAGAAACUUCAUAGUGUUCAGAUCCUUCUCUGCCCCUGUGCCUAUGGAAGUUAUAGGUGCCUUUGCCAGUGGUUUUACCCCCUGGCCCUCUCUUAGGUUGACAGGUGGCAGCUGUGUCCUCUGCGUUCAGUUAUUGACCUCUGGUGCCCAUUGCUGCCCUUGUGGUAGUUCUGUAGUAUGAAGGGGACUCGAAGCCCAAAAGUCAAUAACUGGCAUCUUUAAUGGGGUGAUUGCUCUCCAGGAUAUUAACUCCCUGUGAAUGCUUGUCCUCCAGCCUCAUCCUACUGCCCUGGUUUUGUGUGCAGCCUAAACCUGACGUGUGCUGUGCUUGGUUGCUCAGGGAAGCAGGGCUGGGAGACUCACACCCACGCAGACCCCACCAAAGGAUGGUGUCACACUGCAGCCCCUCAGGUUGCCAAAUAGUUGCACUCUACCCAGGCAGCUCUGACCACAACACUAACUGAAGGCAAAGUUGUAGUGCACAUACCACAGCUCCCAGCCCUCUGAUAGAACAGCUGGCUGGGACUUCUGGGUUGCGUCUCACAGAAACGACCCAUCCCUGCAGAGCAGAGUGAAGGAAGGCUGUUCUCAGCAGGGCUGGGAAUAUCUUUCAGUUUUGUAGGCUACCAUGCAGAAAAAGCAGAAGUGCAGCUGCCCAUCACUGUGCUGCAGCUCCCACCAUCCCAGCCCUUGCUUUGCUGUGCCUGGGGUGGGCAAGCAACCUGGCUGUAACAGUUUGCCCUCCUCACUACACCUCCGUGAGGGCAUGGCUGGGACUCUGUGGGGAAACCACUGCCGCAGGUGGGAGAGAGGGCCCCAAGUCGCCAGCUCCCAUUUGUGACCUGCACAAAGGACUUAAUCCUUAGAGCACCCCACCGUGCUCUGUGGUAUUAAGCUGGCCCCAGUGAAGAGAGCAGGCAGAAAGCUCCAUCGUUUGCUGAGAGGGAAACGAUAUCCUGGUUUGUUUGCAGCAGCUGUCUUCAGCAAGACAUAAAAGAGCUGAGGGGGAGUACACCUGUGUUCCUGGGCACAAGGAGACAUCUACAGCCGCUGAAAGGCUUCCAGAUCUCUGUAUUUACUGGUGUCCCCCUCCAUCCCAAUCUACUUGAGAGACAUGGAAUCACUGGAGAGAGUUCAGUGAAGGCUACAGAGGUGACCAGGGACUGGAGCACGUCUUGUGAGAAGAGGCUGAAGGUCUGCUGGGCAUGGGGAAGGCUGAGGGGGUGUGAGUGAUUCACAUGGCUGAAGGGCAGGUGUUCACAGAAAGGGGACAGACCCUUCUCAGCUGUGCCCAGCAGCGAAAUAAGCAGCACCUGUGUGAUCUACCUCAGCCUCGCUACUGGCUGGUAGGAAGAAUGCUUUCUUUGGCUGCUGAAAAAAGCAGAAUUUUGCGAUGACGAAUCAGAGAUAAAUUGGGGAGAAGGUGAUCUUCUCCCCAGGGCGCACCCGCACACAGCAGCUCCCAGUGGUCCUGUAGGGUCAUCUCUCCUCAUCGCUACUGUUGGCUUCUGCAUGAACAGCCGCGCUGCCCGAAGCUGUGCCCCGGUGGUGCCGCCCCGCUGUACGGGACCGUCUGUGCUGUGCUCGGAGGGCAGCGCUUCUACAGCCCGAAACCGCCCGGCAACGUGCUCAGCCCUGCAAAAUGCGGUAACUCCAGGUAGCAAAGCUGCAAUAGCCAACCUGUGUAUAGGAGACCAGAUCAUAGCCAUUGAUGGAGUGAACACAGAUAACAUGACGCACCUUGAGGCGCAGAACAAAAUCAAGAGCUGUGCAGAUGAGCUCACCCUGACGGUCAGCAGAACGGAGUCAAAAGUCUGGUCACCGCUUGUAAAUGAAGAGGGAAAAGCGCAUCCUUACAAGAUGAAUCUGGCCUCCCAACCCCAGCAGAGACCGACGCAGUUUCCACGUGCAUUCAGCAUGACGUGCCAGCCUGCUGGUCUGAACAGCCGCCUCUCGCCGAUGAGCGCACAGCAGGCUCCCUUUGCCUCAGUCUAUAACCCGCUGCAGUCGCCCAGUGUGGAGGCACGGGGCAGGCACAGCCCUGGUGCCCUGUCCAGCCAGGUCCGUGUGGGGCCAGAGCAACUGAAGCACGCGGCCCAGGCCUGCCCUAAGAGCCCUGUGGAGGUGGAGGUGCCAGGACUGAAGGUGCUGCACGUGCAGUUCAAUUCUCCCCUGCAGCUCUAUUCGCAGAGCAACAUCAUGGAUUCCCUGCAGGGGCAGAUCUCCUCCAUCAGCCCUGAUUUCCCCAGUUUAGAUCAGCACAGCCAUCCCUCAGGCAGCAUUGCCAUAGACAGAGACUCUGAGGUUUACAAGAUGCUCCAGGAGAACCAAGAGUCACACGAGCCACCCAGGCAGUCUGCUUCCUUCCUAGUGCUGCAGGAGAUCUUGGAGUCAGAGGAGAAAGGAGAUCCCAGCAAACCAUCUGGAUUUAGGAGCGUCAAGGCUCCCACCACAAAGGUGGCUGCAUCGAUUGGGAAUGCCCAGAAGCUGCCCAUGUGUGACAAGUGUGGAUCUGGCAUUGUAGGGGUGUUUGUGAAGAUUCGGGACAAGCAGCGUCACCCUGAGUGCUACGUGUGCAGUGACUGCGGCACCAACCUCAAGCAGAAAGGACAUUUCUUCGUGGAAGAUCAAAUCUACUGCGAGAAGCACGCGCGGGAGCGGGUGGUGCCCCCGGAAGGCUACGAGGUGGUCACCGUGUUCCCCAAGUAGCCUGUGCUGCAGUGGGGGCAGCGUGGAUGGGUUCUCUUCUGCUGCUCUUGGACAACUUUCCCUUGCCGAAUCUCCUUUGCAAUAAGGAAUGCUAGGCAUGGCUUUGAAUUUCCUUGCCACAUGAAUCUUCUGUCUGUUCACACAACGUGUUGCUAAUCAGUCAACAUUCUUUUUGUCUUUUCUUUCACUGUUGUUUUUCUCUUUUUAAUACACAGAUUAUUAUUUUUUUUCCCUUCUCCUCUGUGCUGCCAAUCGCACAGGAAAGUCAGAGGCCAAAGUCAGAUCACAGCUCACCUGUAUCCCAGUUGUUUGCCUUCAGCUCACGUUCAAUAAAUGGGGUGACUCCAA
Gallus gallus (chicken) is the source of this 4002-nucleotide messenger RNA. It is a transcript of the gene PDLIM1, whose product is annotated as PDZ and LIM domain 1. The record is from RefSeq and is a predicted model, not a curated record. Bases 2458 to 3654 code for a protein of 398 amino acids. Gene Ontology annotation, molecular function: actin binding; muscle alpha-actinin binding. Gene Ontology annotation, biological process: heart development; actin cytoskeleton organization; muscle structure development. Gene Ontology annotation, cellular component: filamentous actin; stress fiber; adherens junction. NCBI's taxonomy places the organism in Eukaryota, Metazoa, Chordata, Aves, Galliformes, Phasianidae. The transcript has 8 exons.